AUGUUUGCUCACCGAAUCAAGCGUGAAAAACGAGAGGCUGCCAUCUGUGUUUCCUUGGUCACUAGACUCAAGGAAGCCGUGCAAAGUGUACUGCAGCCUGGUGGGACCACAAGGGAUUAUGGACCAAGAUAUUCAUCACAAGCAUGUUAUGGACCAGUCCUGGGGCAUUCAGACAAUACUAAUGUUCUCUGCAAUGUUCUGGAGGCAAUCUUCAUCCAUGGACUGAGGGAUUCCUUUGGUGAGAAGAUGUCUGUUCUUCUUGGUGCUGACCCGGACCGGAUGCCAGUCCCUAACUUCUGGCCAGUUGUCUUGAUCAUCAGUCAUAGGGACCUCAUUGAACAGAUUGGUGAGUUAUCCUUCAUCAGUAGUGAGGUGGGGAGGAGUCGAGCUUGGGUGCGUUUGGCUCUCAACCAUGGCCAAAUCCAUAGCUACCUGAGUGUACUGCUGCAGGACUCUCACACUCUAAAGGACUAUUACAAGCCAACAGCUCUCCUGCGAGACUCUGAGAGAGCAGACAUCAUGCUGGGAGUGUUGCAGCCCUUAUCAUCCCUCACCUUCAACAUGGCUACCAAUGCUGCUGUGCUUAACACCUGGACACAGACACCAUUGGUUUUAGCUGGGCUAUGGACACCCAGCUUUCAGGGCAUGGUCUCAGACCCAGUUCUGGCAGCAACAGAUGUAGCAAGCACAGUAUAUGAUGACCAAACACCUGGGUUGGAUAUUCCUGUAGCUUCAACUCCAAUCAGUGACCAAAUGUUUGACCUGAUCAUGGGGGGCACACCAGAAACUAGCUUCAUUAGUGAAUAUAUACAAAAGAAUGAAGUAGAAAAAGGACUGCAAAAAGACAAGGAACCUGACAAGACAAAACAAAGAUUGCUAGAAGAUAAAUCUAAAGAAGUUUGCAGUAAUAAAGAAAGUGAACAAGAGACACCUGUCAGUAAACAAAAUAGUGAACAAUCUAGUCAAAAGAGACAAGAAAGUGCUCCUCCUGACAGCCAGACAGAUCAACUUCAAGAUUCUGUCUCAAGCAUUGACAAUAGCAGAGUGUUUCUAAGGGAAUGGAGUGUAGACUCAAUGUCCCAUAGCACAAUUGAAGCUGCUCCUGAGUACAAUAGAUUGUUUUCCGAUUUAGAGGGCCUGGGUGGAUUCCCUUCUGUGCCAGGCCUGGUGGUCCCUGACCUAGAUCUGUCACCUUCUGCCUCCACUCCAAGUGAAGAAGUUUCAAAUGAGUCUUCUCAAUCAGAUGUAGCUGAGAAGCUGAGCUUUGAGGUUCUCCCAAUGAAACAACCCAGUGCUGAG
This is a messenger RNA of Eriocheir sinensis (Chinese mitten crab), 1299 nucleotides long. It is a transcript of the gene Plekhm1, whose product is annotated as sorting nexin-29-like. The record is from RefSeq and is a predicted model, not a curated record. Lineage: Eukaryota; Metazoa; Arthropoda; Malacostraca; Decapoda; Varunidae.